Boeremia exigua is the source of this 1257-nucleotide messenger RNA. RefSeq lists its product as uncharacterized. NCBI's taxonomy places the organism in Eukaryota, Fungi, Ascomycota, Dothideomycetes, Pleosporales, Didymellaceae. The transcript has a single exon. The coding region runs from base 1 to 1257 and encodes 418 amino acids. The record is from RefSeq and is a predicted model, not a curated record.
AUGCCUUCCUCGCGGUUGCUCCGUUUACCACGCGAGGUCCGGGACCUGAUUUGGGAGCAUGCCAUCGUUCGCGACACAAUACCAAUUGAAUGCGCUGUCGUUGAAGGCCCUGGCUACCGUAGACACACCGGCUAUCCAUGUCCAUAUUCUCCUCAACUCCACGAAGCCUAUCCGUUGCAUCAUAAUGUGACUUCGCGUAGGACUUGGUCUCUACCGAUCUACGAUCUCAAAGUCGAUAUUCAGGGAGGUACAUGGAUACAACCGAAGCGAGCUCGAAUGACCUACCAGCUUGCUAUGCCGUGCGCAAGACCAAAGGAUGCAAAACGCGAUGACAGGAUUGCAAUUCGCUUGCUACAAGUCUGCCGAUCAAUCAACGACGAGGCAAGGCCACUGUUCUACAAAAAGAAUGUUUUCAGCUUCACAGGGCAAUUUCCUAUCUCGACCGCCCUUGCAUUUCUCCAGGACCGGCCCCCAGCCGCAUUGUCCCAGCUUUGGUCCAUCGAAAUGGUCCUUACAGAGGACAACAACAUGAGAGGUUCUGCCGAAGCCCACUUUCCUCCCACCACCAGGUCUUCAGACUGUCUGGUCUUGCAACAUGCGUUUCACUACUUCACUGACCUCUGCAUGCUGCUUUCCUCACCUGCUGUUCAGCUGCGCAGGCUGUGUCUGACAAUCGAGUCGCUCUCGUCAUACGGCGACGUCCAGCCAGGGUCUCUGUCCGAGUGUCUGGCGUGGGAAGCCGAGAAGAGCAGUUCGGACCGGCCUUGGGUCGCUUCCUGGAUUCAGCCAUUACUUCAAAUCAAAAGCCUCGAAACUAUCAAGAUUUACUGGAUCUCUGAUCGACCUCGAGUGCGCAGGAUGUCAGAUACCUUAUCACUUAUGCAAAAAUCAAUGCUCGUGCAAGCACGCGCAAACCAAGAUGAUAACAGACUCGAAUUGCGAAGCCACGAACUCGACUUCAGCGUCCUUAAAAGCCAACACGAUCACGUCAUGACCACGCUCGUAUUCGAUACGCAGACAGAGCAGUUGGAGUGCGGGGACUGUUCAUGUGAAGACCGGCCGGCUGGUCUUGAACACAUCGCUGAAGAAGCUCCCGAGACGACACGAGCAUACUACAAGUGCGGAGUCGCCACAUGGAAAGAGCACCAGAGGUCCUUUACUGGAUACAAGAGCGCAUAUGCGGCUUACUGUGAGCUCAAUAACUCGUAUUCCCUGCGCCGGAAGUCGUCAGCUUGUGCCGUUCACAUGGAUCGUUGA